AUGACUGGACGGAAGCCUGAGCAGGAGACCGGGCCGUUCUGGGGGCGAGGCCAGACGCGAGGGGGCGUGGCCGUCAGCGCGGGCGGGGGAGCAGGCGGCGGUCGCUGGCCCAGCGGUUUGUGGAGCCGGCCUCGCUGCAGGCUGGACGCGGCGGCUUCCAAGCUGGCUGGUCGGCUUGGCAGCACGGACACCCGGUGUGCCCCUCCCGCCGGGGCCACUGACACCCGCUGUUCAUCUCCCACCGGCACCACGGACACCCGGUGUUCAUCUCCCGCCGCCGCCACGGACACCCGGUGUUCAUCUCCCGCCGGCACCACGGAUACCCGGUGCUCACUUCGGUCCGGCGCCACGGACACCCGGUAUUCACCUCCCGCCGGCGCCACGGACACCCGGUACUCAGUUCCCGCCGGGGCCACUGACGUCCGGUAUUCACCUCCAUUCGGCGCCGUGGACACCCGGUUUUCACUUCGGUCCGGGGCCACUGACAUCCGCUGUUCACCUCCCGCCGUGGCCACAGACACCCGGUGCUCACCUCCCGCCUUGGCCACAGACACCCGGUGCUCACCUCCCGCCUUGGCCACAGACGCCCGGUGCUCACCUCCCGCCUUGGCCACAGACGCCCGGUGCUCACCUCCCGCCGGGGUCCCCCGCACGGUCAGGAAACCUGUGGUCGUGGUCCACGGUGGCGGAGCCAGCAACUUCUCCUCGGAGCGCAAGGAGCGCGUGCGCCAGGGCAUCAUCCGCGCCGCCAAGAUGGGCUACAAGAUCCUCAGGGACGGGGGCAGCGCCGUGGACGCCGUGGAAUGCGCCGUGGCCAUCCUGGAAAACGACCCCGAGUUCAACGCAGGUUGUGGGUCUGUGCUGAACAUAAAUGGAGACAUUGAGAUGGAUGCCAGUAUCAUGGACGGGAAGGAUCUGUCUUCAGGAGCAGUGUCGGCCGUGCGCUGUAUUGCCAACCCUGUGAAGCUCGCACGGCUGGUUAUGGACAAGACACCUCAUUGCUUUCUGACUGACCAAGGGGCUGCAAAAUUCGCACAGGACAUGGGAGUCCAGCAAAUCCCCGUAGAAGAACUUAUAACCACAAGAAACAAAAAGCACCUGGAAAGAGAGAAGGAAGAGCUCGGUGCCCAGAAAGCAGACUGUGCAAAACACCUGGGAACUGUGGGUGCUGUUGCCAUGGACUGCAGAGGAAACUUGGCCUAUGCAACCUCUACUGGGGGCAUCGUUAAUAAAAUGGUUGGCCGAGUUGGAGACUCUCCAUGUAUAGGAUCUGGAGGUUACGCUGACAAUAACAUUGGAGCCAUUUCAACUACGGGGCAUGGAGAAAGCAUCCUGAAGGUGAAUCUGGCAAGACUCGCUCUCUUCCACGUAGAACAAGGAAAGUCAGUGGAGCAGGCUGCUGACCUGUCACUGGAGUACAUGAAGUCGAGAGUGAAAGGCUUAGGUGGCCUCAUCAUGAUCACCAAAACAGGAGAAUGGACAGCCAGAUGGACCUCCACCUCCAUGCCCUGGGCAGCCGCACAGGAUGGCAAGGUGUACGCCGGCAUCGACCUUAACGAGACCACCAUCACAGACAUGUGCUCUUGAAGACCAGGUUGUAGGUGCUAGCUCGGAGGUGAAGCUCAGCUGCGCAGUGUGGAGAUGUAGCUUGAUCAAUUAGAAGUAGACAUGGAAACCUCACGUAUUCUGUCCCUCGUUUUGUUGCCUGGGUCAAUAGCAUCUGGGGGGGUGGGCGCCUCUAGAGUGCAAGAGGCCUUUCCUGAGCAAUCUCUAUUGUGUACGGCUAGAAAGAGAGCCCGCGAUCACUGGCAACCCCACAGAACUGGCGCAGGGCAGGGAGGGUCUUCAGGGGUGGGCACGCCCCCAUGCUCACAGAGGCCAGUCCUGGGAAGGCGGGCAGGGCAAGGGCCUAGGAACGGGGACCGCGUCCGGGAGCCACCAUGGCAGAGCUGCUGAGCCAGGCCCAGGUGGAUAGCAAAAGAUUAAAGACUUCGUUGUUGACCACUUGGCAAAAGAACGCAACACCUUUAAGGGAGACACUUUUCAUCUAACAAGGCUUUUUCUCUUAACAAAGCUCAGCUCCUCUCUGAGUGAAUAAUACAGAUGUGUGUCCAGAUCCUUGAAGAGGACCCCUUAGCUCCCCAAUCUAGAGAUGAGGGGUCAUAAGGGAUGGAAUUUGAAGACCGAGGGUCUUCCCGGUAGUCAGGCGAGCCCCCUCACCCGGUGUUCCCCCACGGGAUGAGUUGAGGACCUCUCUGGCUUCUCCCAGAAGCAGGGAGAGACUGACACUGGGCUCACUAAGGCCCAGGCUAACAGCCAGCGCUAUGGGGUGAACCCUCAUUCAUGGAAGGUUAGCCUGGUUGUCAUGGCAACGCCAUUUCCUUGGCAGGGUGUCUUCCUGUCCAUGUCUCACUGCACUGGACAUGGUAUUUCUGCUGUGACAUUUGACAUAGCUACUCAAGUUUUGUUUCAGAUUUUUUUUUCUUUAGUGUAUCAGGGUUUACCUUUUCUCUGAAAGGCAAUUGCUUAACUUCCAAUUCCACAUGCCACUAAAUAAAAUGUAUUUUGAAAGAA
Messenger RNA from Dipodomys spectabilis (banner-tailed kangaroo rat), 2574 nucleotides. RefSeq names its product asparaginase and isoaspartyl peptidase 1 (gene Asrgl1). The transcript is spliced from 8 exons. Lineage: Eukaryota; Metazoa; Chordata; Mammalia; Rodentia; Heteromyidae. Bases 1 to 1587 code for a protein of 528 amino acids. The record is from RefSeq and is a predicted model, not a curated record. Gene Ontology annotation, molecular function: asparaginase activity.